CGGGAAGGGUGGGUACUGGCGCUGGGUUCAGGAUGCAAAGGGAUCUUCUACUUACAAGCAGCUACAGCCUGGGCACUUAGCCCCUCCCUUGGGGGGCCCCGCCUUCCCGCAGAGCAAACCUUAUAAAACCUCUGCGAACAGGGUCCUCUGCUCAAUUUCAACUCCAAGGUCAACGAGGUUUCUUGCCGUCUCGCCAACUCCCCGGAGCAUCGCGUGCCCGAGCCAUGGCCCAGGGGCUGUACCACGAGGAAUUCGCCCGGGCAGGCAAGCAGGCGGGGCUGCAGGUCUGGAGGAUCGAGAAGCUGGAGCUGGUGCCGGUGCCCGAGAGCGCUUACGGCGACUUCUACGUCGGGGAUGCCUACCUGGUGCUACACACGACCCAGGCCAGCCGGGGCUUCGUCUACCGCCUGCACUUCUGGCUCGGAAAGGAGUGUACCCAGGAUGAAAGCACAGCGGCUGCCAUCUUCACUAUUCAGAUGGAUGACUAUUUGGGCGGCAAACCAGUGCAAAAUAGAGAACUUCAAGGCUAUGAAUCUACGGAUUUUGUUGGCUACUUCAAAGGAGGUCUAAAAUACAAGGCUGGAGGUGUGGCAUCUGGAUUCAACCAUGUUCUCACAAACGACUUGAGCGCCCAGAGGCUCCUGCACGUGAAGGGUCGGAGGGUGGUCAGGGCCACGGAAGUUCCCCUAAGCUGGGACAGUUUCAACAAGGGUGACUGUUUCAUCAUUGACCUUGGCUCUGAAAUUUACCAGUGGUUUGGAUCCUCAUGCAACAAAUAUGAGCGUCUGAAGGCCAGCCAGGUUGCCACUGGCAUUCGGGACAAUGAAAGGAAUGGAAGAUCUCAACUAAUAGUGGUGGAAGAAGGGAGUGAACCAUCAGAGCUUAUAGAGGUUUUAGGGAAAAAGCCAGAGCUUAGGGAUGGAGAAGAUGAUGAUGACACCAUAGCAGACAUAACUAAUAGGAAAAUGGCUAAACUCUACAUGGUUUCAGAUGCCAGUGGAUCCAUGAGAGUGACCAUGGUGGCAGAAGAAAACCCCUUCUCCAUGGCAAUGCUGCUUUCUGAAGAAUGCUUCAUUUUGGACCAUGGUGCUGCAAAACAGAUUUUCGUAUGGAAAGGAAAAGAUGCUAAUCCCCAGGAGAGAAAGGCUGCCAUGAAGACAGCUGAAGAAUUCCUACAGCAAAUGAAUUAUUCUACUAAUACCCAAAUUCAAGUUCUUCCAGAAGGAGGUGAAACACCAAUCUUCAAACAGUUCUUUAAAGACUGGAGAGAUAAAGAUCAGAGUGAUGGCUUUGGGAAAGUAUAUGUCACAGAGAAAGUGGCUCAUGUAAAACAAAUUCCUUUUGAUGCCUCAAAAUUGCACAGUUCUCCACAAAUGGCAGCCCAGCAUAAUAUGGUGGAUGAUGGCUCCGGCCAAGUAGAGAUUUGGCGUGUUGAAAACAACGGUAGGGUUGAAAUUGACCAAAACUCGUAUGGUGAAUUCUAUGGUGGUGACUGCUACAUUAUACUCUACACUUAUCCCAGAGGACAGAUUAUCUACACGUGGCAAGGAGCAAAUGCCACAAGGGAUGAGCUGACGACCUCCGCCUUCCUGACUGUGCAGUUGGAUAGGUCCCUUGGGGGACAGGCAGUGCAGAUCCGAGUCUCCCAAGGCAAAGAACCUGCUCACCUGCUGAGUUUGUUCAAAGACAAACCACUCAUUAUUUACAAGAAUGGAACAUCAAAGAAUGGAGGUCAGGCACCAGCCCCCCCUACACGCUUCUUUCAAGUGCGAAGAAACCUGGCAUCUAUCACCAGAAUCGUGGAGGUAGAUGUUGAUGCAAAUUCAUUGAAUUCCAAUGAUGUAUUUGUCUUGAAACUACGACAAAACAAUGGCUACAUCUGGAUAGGAAAAGGUGCCAGCCAGGAGGAGGAGAAAGGAGCAGAGUAUGUGGCAAGUGUCCUCAAAUGCAAAACCACAAGGAUUCAGGAAGGCGAGGAACCAGAGGAGUUCUGGAAUUCCCUUGGAGGGAAAAAAGACUACCAGACUUCUCCCCUGUUAGAAACCCAGGCUGAAGAGCAUCUGCCUCGGCUUUAUGGCUGCUCCAACAAAACUGGAAGAUUCACUAUUGAAGAGGUCCCAGGAGAGUUCACCCAGGAUGACUUAGCAGAAGAUGAUGUCAUGUUACUAGAUGCUUGGGAACAGAUUUUUAUUUGGAUUGGCAAAGAUGCCAAUGAAGUUGAGAGAGCAGAAUCUCUGAAGUCUGCCAAAAUGUACCUGGAGACAGACCCUUCUGGAAGAGAUAAGAGGACGCCAAUUGUCAUUGUAAAACAAGGCCAUGAGCCACCCACGUUCACAGGCUGGUUCUUGGCCUGGGAUUCCAACAGGUGGUAAACGAUUUUUAUAGGAUAAAACAAGCAAACAUUAUGGGGCAGCUGUCCCACUGCUGUUCUAGGGGAGAAAAAAAAAAAAAAAGAGUAGUCUGUUUGACCUUGGCUAUACGGCUGUUUUUUAAUGCAUAGUAUUGCUUUGAAAUUUUUUUAAAAAUGGAAUUUUCUUAUGAUAAUAUUUUAAAAUAACUCAAAGUAAACUUUUGUUAUGGACCAUUAUUAGCUUAGCUGGAAACUGACAUAUCUCUUUAAAUGACCUUUUAAAGGUGAAAAGCUAUGCACAGCCUAAGGGAGCUUGUCAGGAAAUUUUAUAAUUCAGGGGCUGUUAGCCAAACUUGUCCUUUAAUAUACCAGAGAAGAAAGUUAUAAAUGUCUUUGAGGUUAUUCUCCUUUCUAUGUGUUGUUAUACAAAGACUCGCAUAUUUGCAGUACAGCUUCUAUUAAGACAGCUUUAAAAAUUUGUUUUCCUGCUUUAGCCAAUGUAAUGUUGAUAUCAUUAACCCCUAAGUGUUAUUUUCUUAAGAGAAACUACCUUUCUGGCCUGUUUAAAAGCCUUUGGAAGCACAGCUCUUUUAUGACAAAAUAAUUUGUAUUCUUAUUCAUAUACAUAUAUUUGACAGUACAUGUUUAAUAUCUGAAAAGAUACAUACAAAAAAAACCCCUCACUAAUCCUAUCUUUCAUCAUUAAAAUACCUCUGUUUGUAAA
Phacochoerus africanus (Common warthog) is the source of this 3074-nucleotide messenger RNA. RefSeq names its product scinderin (gene SCIN). The transcript is spliced from 16 exons. Lineage: Eukaryota; Metazoa; Chordata; Mammalia; Artiodactyla; Suidae. The coding region runs from base 225 to 2372 and encodes 715 amino acids. Gene Ontology annotation, molecular function: actin filament binding; phosphatidylinositol-4,5-bisphosphate binding. Gene Ontology annotation, cellular component: actin cytoskeleton; cytoplasm. Gene Ontology annotation, biological process: barbed-end actin filament capping; actin filament severing; actin polymerization or depolymerization. The record is from RefSeq and is a predicted model, not a curated record.